GAGACUUUUCAGAGAGAGGAGAGAAAGAGUCUAGAGAGAGAAAGAGUAAGAGGAGAGUAGUCAAAUAUGACGGGUCGCUUCAGUCAAUCGUUGAUAAACCCCUUGUUCUCUCUCUCUCUCUGUCUCUCUCUCUCUCUCACUGCUUCUUUGGUCGUCAAGCGAUUCUGUUGGGGAGUUCUGAAUAAUCUCUGUGUUGGUUUGAUCACAGAGUUUGAAUUUCCUGAAGAUUUCUUGACUGCCUUUCUAAAUUCCAUUCACUAGCUUGGUGUAGAGAAAUGGCUCAACGCCCACAAGUACCGAAGUUUGGCAACUGGGAAAAUGAAAGUGAUGUUCCAUACACACUCUACUUUGACAAGGCACGGAAGGGUAAAAAGGGUGAUAAAAUGAUAAACCCAAACGAUCCUGCAGAGAAUCCUAAUUUGUUUCCGAACAUGGCAAGUCAAGCUCAACCUGAAGCUCCUCCGUCCAGGACCAGAACCAAACCAGAUGAACCAAUAGGAAGGGGAACAGCAAGGCCAGUGCACGAGCGUCGGGUAAGCAGAGAAGAUGGUGACUUUAAACAGUUCACUGAAUCUCCGGUUCAUAAUGACAAUAUGGGAAGGAGAGCUGAUGGCGAGUCAGCACAUCGACGUCAGGGAGGCCGUGGGACCGCUUCUGGUCGACCUGUAAGACAAAGUGUUGGGUGGGAGCACAGCAUUGAGAGGUCACCACUCCAUCCUCAUUCUCAAGAAAAGAUCAUGGGGAAAGGUAAUGCAUCUCCUGGUUGGGAAGGAAAGAACUUGUAUGAUAGCAGCCGUGGUGCUCCUGGAAGAUCCAGAAUGGGACAGGUUAAUCGAGGCGAUGAGACUCCUGAUAGAGGUGCUGCUGUGCCAAAAUUUGGCGAGUGGGACGAGAGCAACCCUUCAUCAGCUGAUGGUUAUACUGAUAUUUUCAACAAAGUGAGAGAGGAAAAGAACUCUGCUGCUGGAAAGGCUCCGAGUGUGACUAAUGGGUCAUCUUACACGAACACGCGGAAGCAAAACACCAAUGACGAUGUCAAGUGUUGGUGCUUUCCAUGGGGUAAAAAAUGAGGAGAUUGAAUUUCUGGAUAUCCUGUAAGGCGCGCAAGACCCGUGUAGGUCUGAAAGUAACACAUAUAUCCUAUGCAGAUUACCUUCUGAUGAAAUAUGCAUUUUCUUUGUUUCAGUGGUGGUUGUGUUUUUGUACUGUUACAAUGAGCUAGAGGUUUUGAUGGGAAAAUAUUUGUUAUUUUUAGAAAAUUUUAUAUUUUUGGAUCAUAAGUUCCCAUUCAUAGGUUUAUUAUUUUGUAUUCUUUUGCGAAGGGACAGCCGUGUAAGUUUUGUGACAUCAAGUGUAUCACACCUCUUGUUUACAUAUAAUUUCAUUUUC
Messenger RNA from Camellia sinensis, 1389 nucleotides. Its product is annotated as RPM1-interacting protein 4. Gene Ontology annotation, cellular component: plasma membrane. NCBI's taxonomy places the organism in Eukaryota, Viridiplantae, Streptophyta, Magnoliopsida, Ericales, Theaceae. The record is from RefSeq and is a predicted model, not a curated record.